AUGGAUAAGACAACCACUCUGCUUUCCUCGCUCUUGUUCUUGUUCACAUUCCUCACGACCUCUUUCUCUAAAAAUCUAUGCCACAAAGAUGACAAAAACACCCUCCUCAAGAUCAAGAAAUCUCUAAACAACCCUUAUCACCUAUCCACGUGGGACCCGCAGAGCGACUGUUGCUCAUGGUACGGCCUCGAGUGCGGCGACGCCACCGUUAACCACCGUGUCAUCUCCCUAGCCAUAUUUUCCGGCCAGAUAUCCGGUCAGAUCCCGCUUGAAGUCGGCGACUUACCGUAUCUACAGACCCUUAUCUUCCGCAAACUCACUAACCUCACCGGUCAAAUCCCACCAACCAUCACCAAGCUCAAGAAUCUCCGUUUUCUCUGGCUUAGCUGGACGAAUCUUACCGGUCCGGUACCUGGAUUUUUGAGUCAGCUCAUGGAACUUGACUACUUAAACCUUUCCUUCAAUGAACUCUCUGGUUCCAUACCAAGCUCUCUCUCUUUAUUACCUAAACUCAAGUAUAUUGAUCUUAGUAGGAACAAGCUUACAGGUUCGAUACCAGAGUCAUUUGGGUCGUUUCCAGGAACAGUCCCUGACCUUUACCUGUCACACAACCAGCUCUCCGGUUCGAUUCCCAAAUCACUAGGCAACCUCGACUUUAACCGGAUCGAUUUCUCCUGGAACAAACUCGAAGGUGAUGCUUCACUCUUGUUUGGAGCCAACAAAACGACAGGGUACAUUGAUUUAUCAAGAAACAUGUUUCAGUUCGAUCUCUCCAAGGUUAAGAUCCCUAAGACACUUGGUAUCUUGGACUUGAAUCACAAUGGCAUCACAGGGAAUAUUCCGGUUCAGUGGACCGAAGCUCCUCUUCAGUUCUUCAACGUUAGCUACAACAAACUGUGUGGACGUAUUCCCAGUGGAGGGAAACUUCAGACAUUUGAUUCUUCUUCAUAUUUUCACAAUAAGUGUUUGUGUGGUGCACCUCUUAAGAGUUGCAAGUGA
This is a messenger RNA of Arabis nemorensis, 999 nucleotides long. Lineage: Eukaryota; Viridiplantae; Streptophyta; Magnoliopsida; Brassicales; Brassicaceae. The record is from the annotation of a GenBank genome assembly.